AUGUCCUCACGCUGCUGCUACAGCUCUCGACCCUUUUUGAGAAUGCUGUCGUUCCCCAUGGUCUCAUCGGUCAUUCGGGCGACGCAAGACGUUGAAAGCGUCACCUAUCGUCCACAGACCGGGGAAACACGCGAAGUCUACGAACUUAUUUUUUCCUCUGUGCAUACUGCGCUUGGAGUGCUGCCGAUUCCACGCUCGACACUCUCAAAAACAAGGGGACGAAGAGUUUUGACAAAAAGAAGGAUAUUGAGCCAUUCCGAGCGAGCAGCUCUCACAGCUCGUCAAUCUUUCGAAGAAAUUUACAAAUUACAACGCUGA
Messenger RNA from Laccaria bicolor S238N-H82, 318 nucleotides. RefSeq lists its product as uncharacterized. The record is from RefSeq and is a predicted model, not a curated record. The transcript is spliced from 3 exons. NCBI's taxonomy places the organism in Eukaryota, Fungi, Basidiomycota, Agaricomycetes, Agaricales, Hydnangiaceae. The coding region runs from base 1 to 318 and encodes 105 amino acids.